Parasteatoda tepidariorum (common house spider) is the source of this 480-nucleotide messenger RNA. The record is from RefSeq and is a predicted model, not a curated record. NCBI's taxonomy places the organism in Eukaryota, Metazoa, Arthropoda, Arachnida, Araneae, Theridiidae.
AUGAGAUUAGGAAGUAUCUGGACCUGCAACUCCCGGUCCUCCAAUGCUCCUGAAGUUCCUCUCUCCCUUGCUCUGGAGACUCUAAAUAACAGAUUCCCUGAACCUGAAUGGCCGCGGGUUUAUACUGACGGCUCUUUUUCAAAUAACCAACCUAAUGCUGGAGCGGGUGUCUUUAGCGAACUGUUUUCUUUUUAUGCCCCAAUCGGAAGUUUCCGAACCGCAUUCGAUGGGGUGGUUUCAGCUAUUCGCAUGGCUCUUCAACAGUUGGUCGUUCUUAAUGAUAAAUUUCAAAAUGCUGUUAUCUUAUCUGACUCCAGAGCUUCUAUCCAGUCCAUAUGCUCCAUUCUCGUCCCAUCUUCUAGGGACAUAUUGGACUGCCUACUAUCCAUUAAAAAACUAGAACAAUUGGGAAAAGCGACUGUUCUGCAGUGGGUUCCGGCUCAUUGUGGGCUUAGUGGAAAUGAGCGGGCAGCCGCAUAG